Messenger RNA from Juglans microcarpa x Juglans regia, 1113 nucleotides. RefSeq names its product PTI1-like tyrosine-protein kinase At3g15890. The transcript is spliced from 4 exons. Gene Ontology annotation, molecular function: protein kinase activity; ATP binding. Gene Ontology annotation, biological process: protein phosphorylation. NCBI's taxonomy places the organism in Eukaryota, Viridiplantae, Streptophyta, Magnoliopsida, Fagales, Juglandaceae. The record is from RefSeq and is a predicted model, not a curated record. The coding region runs from base 1 to 1113 and encodes 370 amino acids.
AUGAUCUGCAGAUGCUUUUGUUGCAUCUCCAAAGAAGAGCAAUCGGAGAUCAGUGUAAGCAAUAAUAUUAGGGAUUAUCCAUGGGAAAUGUACUCUCUCAACGAGCUUCUUCAUGCAACAAAAAACUUCCAUCAGGAUAAUAAGAUUGGCGAAGGCGGGUUCGGAAGUGUUUAUUGGGGUCGAACAAGUAAAGGCGUUGAGGUAGCUGUAAAACGAUUAAAAACAAUAAGUGCAAAGACAGAGAUGGAGUUUUCUGUGGAAGUUGAAAUUCUUGGACGGGUGAGGCAUAAGAAUCUCUUGAGUUUGAGGGGGUUUUAUGCUGGUGGGGAUGAGAGGCUGAUUGUCUAUGAUUACAUGCUUAAUCAUAGCUUGGUCACCCAUCUGCAUGGUCACCUCGCUGAAGAUUGCCUGCUAGAUUGGCCUCGGAGGAUGAGCAUAGCCAUUGGAUCAGCAGAAGGUUUAGCGUACUUGCACCAUGAGUCCAGUCCUCAUAUAAUUCACCGAGACAUAAAGGCAAGUAAUGUCCUCUUAGACGCUGAAUUUGAAGCAAAAGUUGCUGAUUUUGGUUUUGCAAAGCUAAUACCGGAUGGUGUUACUCAUCUGACUACUAGAGUGAAGGGAACUCUAGGAUAUCUAGCUCCUGAAUAUGCCAUGUGGGGGAAGGUUUCCGAGAGGUGUGAUGUCUAUAGCUUUGGCAUUUUAUUGUUAGAGAUUAUCAGUGCGAAAAAGCCAUUAGAAAAACUCCCAGGUGGUGUCAAGCGUGAUAUUGUGCAAUGGGUGACGCCAUAUGUCCAAAAGGGUGCUCUAAAUCAUAUUGCUGACCCAAGGAUGAAGGGCAAGUUCGAUAGAGAACAACUAAACUCGGCUGUCAUGAUUGCAUUGAGAUGCACAGAUAGCAGCCCAGAAAACAGGCCUGGCAUGAUACAAGUGGUGGAGUUGCUCAAGGGUGUUGUUGGGAGGAGUAAGAAAGAGGCAUAUUAUGAGGAUGACAUGGCUGACGAAGACGAUAAUAUUGAAGAAAAGAACAAGACUGAUACCUAUAUUUAUGAAGACUUUGGAGUGGAACCAUCUGAUGAUGUGGGAACCACAUGGGUCAAGCCGAAAAUUAAAUGA